AUGUUUUGCCCAAUUUUCAGACAGAACUUCACUGGACACAACGAACGUGCUGGUGCUGCAAUAGCGGUUUACCACAGAGGAGUAUUAAUGGUAGAUCUGUGGGGAGGAGUCGCUGAUCGUUCAACUCAGAACCUGUGGAACCGUGAUACCUUAGCCAGUAUAGUCUGCUGUACGAAGGGUAUCGCGGCGAUAUGCAUAGCGAUGAAAGUCGAUCGAGGUGAAUGCAGCUACUCAGACAAAGUUGUGAAAUAUUGGCCUGAAUUCGGGCGAAAUAACAAACAGGACAUUACUAUUGAGAUGAUCCUUACUCAUCGAGCAGGAUUACCAUAUUUUGAUACCGAAUUCCACCUGAGCGACUUGACCAAAGACAGUAUCGCUAAAAUAAUAGAAGCCGAAUUCCCUAAAUAUCCACCGGGUUCGAAAACCGAAUAUCAUGCAGUCACCUUUGGGUGGCUUAUUCGAUCAGAUGUCGAAGUGUACAUCGGAUGUUCCGGAGAGCAAGAAAGUCGCGUUGCGAAAUUCCCCGUCAUGAAGAAAGGCUUGUCAUUACGAGAGUACGUCCAUGAUAGGAAGAUAUUCGCAGUUGGUGCACAUCUUUCGAAAAAGCCAACGGUAACCGCAAGCAGAAUGCAAGCCAGUAAUGAGGUAAGGAUCAUAAAUCUCACCGAGAGAAUAAAGAAAAGGCAGCUCAAUUCUUUAAUCAGCUGA
This is a messenger RNA of Cooperia oncophora, 708 nucleotides long. The record is from the annotation of a GenBank genome assembly. Lineage: Eukaryota; Metazoa; Nematoda; Chromadorea; Rhabditida; Trichostrongylidae.